Molecule: messenger RNA, 228 nt
Organism: Chaetomium fimeti
Lineage: Eukaryota; Fungi; Ascomycota; Sordariomycetes; Sordariales; Chaetomiaceae
Exons: 2
Coding region: 1-228 (75 amino acids)
Source: RefSeq, a predicted model, not a curated record
AUGGCAAACACAAACCCGCCUCGGCCAGCCCCGACGGCCUCACAAGCGUCCUCCCCUCUUCGUGUUUUCGCCCGCCACCCGCGCCUAACCAUCGCCGGCCUCGCCAUCGUCGGCACCUGCCUCGGCUUCCGCCACGUCGCCCGCUCCUUCCGUGAGAACGAGCUGCGCCAGCAGAGCAUUCCCGGGAACCGCUACGUUAGCGUCGAGCGCAGCGGUGGGGGGUUGUAG